Molecule: messenger RNA, 1188 nt
Organism: Verruconis gallopava
Lineage: Eukaryota; Fungi; Ascomycota; Dothideomycetes; Venturiales; Sympoventuriaceae
Exons: 1
Coding region: 23-838 (271 amino acids)
Molecular function (GO): nucleic acid binding
Source: RefSeq, a predicted model, not a curated record
CUGAUAUUAUUUUGCACACUUCAUGGACGCUCGUAAACACCUUCGUGGCCUUGGCUGGAAAGGUGAAGGCCAUGCAAUUGGCAAAAACAGCAAUGGGCUAACGAAACCGCUGCUUAUUACCCACAAAUACAAUAACCAUGGCUUAGGCGCGAAAUCACAAAAAGAGAAACAGGCAGAUCAGUGGUGGCUCAAUGCGUUUGACAAUGCGCUCAAAGACAUUGGAACGGGGAGGGAGAGCUCACUCUACAAGAUCAAGGAGAACAGUGGCAGCAAUGGACUCUACAGAUUCUUUGUGAGAGGGCCGGGCUUGGAAGGAACGUUUGACAAUAGCGGUGGCGAUAGCACCGGUACAAGCACGCCAACGGAAGGACAAACACUUGAGAACUCAACCGUUACCAUGUCGGUCGCGGAUCUCCAGAAUUCACAUAAGAUGAGUGGAUCCGACAAGAAGACCUUGAAGAAGGAGAGGAAGGAGAAAAAAGAAAAGAAAGGCAAGAAGCGAAAGCGAGAUACGGAAGAUCCAGUAGACAGCCAUCAGGAAGAACCGGAAUCGGGAAGACCAAAUGCUGUUCUCGCAGAUGACGAUGACGAGCCCGCAAAGGAUGGCACGGCGAAGAAGAGGAAAAAGAAGCAUAGGAAGCAGGACAGGCAGGAAAACGAAGGAGACGAACGUCCUUUAGAAGCAGUGAGGAAUCAAGAUAGGUCGACGGAAGGCGCUCCGGAAAGCGAAUCCAUAGACUCGAAAAGAGCAGAGAAACGUCGAGCAAAAGAGGAGAAAAGGGCUCGGAAGGAGGAAAGACGACGAAGGAAAGAGCAGGCGUCUUCGCAAGCUGGCUAAAAGAGACAGUGGAAAAAGCAAACAAACAGUAAUCAAGUCACCCAAGUGAAAAGGCAUGACAGUGGAUGAGAUCAACAACCAUGUUUGAUCAUUGCUUCCACAAUAUUUGACCGGUAGGCUGGGGCUAAUCGGCAGUGCUCAGUGUAAAAGCGUACAUGACUUCAUCUCAGCGCCCAGCCGGAGCGUCGCAUGGCAUGCCUCGUUCCAAAAAAGAUAGCAUAGCGAUAUUAUGAAGUACGAAGGGGCAAGCGGUAUCACUCCUUAAAAUCCUAGAGAGCUUACAGGAGCAGAGUCAGAUUGUCACUCCUGCGACUCACCCGCAACAAUGUAUCUCACAGCAAAUAUGACCU